Molecule: messenger RNA, 2777 nt
Organism: Labeo rohita (rohu)
Lineage: Eukaryota; Metazoa; Chordata; Actinopteri; Cypriniformes; Cyprinidae
Gene: phf23b
Product: PHD finger protein 23b
Exons: 5
Coding region: 462-1412 (316 amino acids)
Biological process (GO): negative regulation of autophagosome assembly; negative regulation of autophagosome maturation; positive regulation of protein ubiquitination
Source: RefSeq, a predicted model, not a curated record
AGAGUCAGUUGACAUCGUCGACUCUAGUGAGGCGCGCCGGAGGCGACACGCAGACGUAAUUUUUUGGAGAACUUUGGUCCUUUCCCCCCCACUUCGUCGAAAAGGCAUAACAGCGCGAACGUAGAGUUUAUGUUACUAACAUUCGUUGCAAAAACAUGCUGGAUCCCUGGUUUUAUCAUUGGUUCUUUUUUACUUGGUGGUCCGUUAGGUAAUUGAACUGCCAGCUGGAUUAUUUUUUGCAACGCUGCUUGCUGGCCAAAAUUAAGUUGAUUAAUCUUUCCAGGGAUUUAAGAUCCAGCGAUAUUUUAUUGGACCAGUUUGUAAAACGUCGUUUGAAUCAUUCUGAUGCCCAGCUAACUAGACUAUAGCUAGUCAGCCGGGGCUUGCUGCGCCCAAGCCGGGCGAAGAUUGACGCUGCACGGUGUCACCCAACUGAAGAGGAUCGAGCUUAUUAGGCGACAAUGCUUGAAAUAAUGUCCGAACACCAAGAUUCAUUACUGAAGUGCAAAGCAGAGACUCUGCCAUCAGAGAGAAGAAAGAGGACAGUGGAGGACUUCAACAAAUUUUGCAGUUUUGUUCUUGCAUAUGCUGGUUACAUCCCUUCUCCAAAGGAGGAACGGCCAUGGUCUCCAGCAUCCUCCAGUUCUCCAAACAGCUCUGGUGCUUCAGGUGAAGGCAGUGUUUUAGGUGGAGCAAGUUCUAACAUGGCUCCCAACUGGAGUCACGGCACGUCGGACUUGCACACCAUCCAUACGUUCGUUCGCAAGGCUCGUGCCAAUAAGAGCAACAAAAGCAUGCGGCGGCUGUCGUCUGACAGCACCCUGAUGGACAAAAUGUGUUUAAAAGACCCUUUCUAUGAGGGCCAGGUGGCCAGCAAAGCUGAGCGCAAAAAGGACAAGAAGCUGAAGCGUCUCUCUCUAGGUUCAGGCGCUGGCGACAGCAGCAGCAGCGGUGGCGAGAAGCGUGCAAGGAUCAAGCGCAGUAAAAACCCCAAACAGUCGAAAGCCCUUAAGAAGCUUAAGAGCUCGGCCCACAGUGAGACAGACUCAGAGAAUGGUCUCGGGCAUGGAGAGGAGCAUUCGGACCAGGGAGCGGCAGCCGAGCGCAGACUGCAGGCCCAGGUGAAAGAGGAAAAGGAGGAAGCCACCAGAGAGGCGGAUAUGAGUUCCAGUGAAGGCGAGACUUGGAUAGCGGAUGAAGACAUAAUGGUGGAGUCAGGUGAUGAUUCGUGGGACUUGAUCACCUGUUACUGCGGUAAACCCUUUGCAGGACGGCCCAUGAUUGAAUGUAGUCAGUGCAGCGUGUGGGUGCACCUCUCUUGCGCCAAAAUUAAGAAGUCUAACGUGCCCGACAUAUUUAACUGCCACAAAUGCAGAGACUCACGACGGUCAAGUCAUAAAAAAGACACUUAGAUGAGGGUGUUUAUUCCCUCAAAGCUCUGAAUGUUCCCAGUUCUCCAGUUUUUGUAUCCAAAACAAUUUUCAGUUUCAGAAUCCAUUUUAUUUCGCUGUUUCUUUGCAGUUCUAGUUUUGGCGACUAGUUACUCCUUACAUGUUUUACAGUCAGUAGUCUCCAUUAUAGAGUUCACUGAGAAAUAAUGUCGGAAUGAAUUCAUCUCUUACCUCCCAAGUGGGUAAUUGAUCUUGGUUCGUUUGUAACUUUUCCCACAGAUACGUAAACUCUUGUCACACCAAAUUGUCAUUUUGUUUAAAAUAAGCAGCUUGCAUAUUUAGUAAGUGGCACUAUUUUUCACACAGCCACACUACAUUUUCAUGGUUGUAUACUACAUUAGUUACUUAGGUACUGCAAGAGUCUAUUUAAAAGUAAAAAAAAAAAAAAACCUUACACUGUACAAAAUGCAGAAAAAUGUUGUCAUAAUGUUGCCAAAGAGCUGCUACGAGAGAUUGUGUUCACAUCGCUGUUACUAGAAAAUACAUUAUUUCUUAGUGAACUGUCCAGUUGAUCUUUUUUUUUUUUUUUUUAUUAUUAUUGGGAUAGAUGCCUUUGUUUAAAGACUUAUAGACGUAAUGUGUUAGUCUAAAUGCCAUUUCCUGUAGGUGACCAUUUAAAUCACAACCUCUUAAUUGAAAUUUAUGUCAGAAAUCACACCCAAAUGGACUUAAGCAGUCAGCUAACAAAUAUAGAUGUUCAGAUAUUAUUAGCUACAUGAGUCAUUUAAGCAGGGAAUCCUUUCAGUUGCAAUUAUUGAUAUCAAACAUUAAUUUCUUCUAAUUCUACUGGUAAUGUACAGUAUGUUAACCCAUGUACUUUGUCGAAAAGAAGCUAUCAAAACAGUUCAGUCUUUAAUUAUUUGCACAACAUAGUGUUUAUUUUUUUUUGUUUUCAAUGUGUUAAUUUUUUUUUGGAAGUUUUCAGUUUAAUAAGAUGUGAAGGCUAGAUUUAGGAGCUUUGCUGAAGCGGUCCUCAAAUGGAAUGGUUGUAAUUAUUGUUUUCAAGAAGUGUUUGGGGGUUUUAAACUCUGAGAACUGGUGAAGAUUACUCAUUUAUGCUACAAGCUCUUUCUUUUGAAUUAGUUUGGAGACUAUUGUUUGGAUUUUUUUUUUUUUUCUCUUUGUGGUUUAUUUGUGAAGCAAGGGGGAUUGGAAAUUCCCAAAUGCCAGAGCUCUCUUGCUUCAUGUUUCACUCUGUAAAUAUCACAGAUUUUGAGAAGUGUACAUAUGUGAAAGUGAAGAGAAAAGCAAAGCAAAUGGUAUAUUUUUUGCAUCUGAUAUUGUUUUCUUUAACUACCUGGAGAAAUAAAACUUUUCUUUAUUGGG